UUUUCAUAUCCUUUUAGAGAAAACAAUAUAACGAAUGUUAUAGAAUCUACAUUUAGUGUAGAGAAUAAUAGUUUUGGUGCUUUAGUUGUACACGAACUUAAACCAUCGGGCGCUUCCAUACCAGUAACAGAAGAUAAUAAACGUGAAUAUGUUAAGCUAUAUGUUAAUUAUAGAUUUAUGCGGGGUAUUGAACAACAAUUUUUAGCAUUACAAAAAGGCUUUUGUGAAUUGAUACCGAGUCAUUUAUUGAGACCAUUUGAUGAACGCGAAUUGGAAUUGGUUAUUGGCGGUAUAUCCAGUAUUGAUGUCAACGAUUGGCGCAACAAUACGAGACUGAAACAUUGUACACCGGAAACACAACAAGUUAUAUGGUUUUGGCAGGUGGUGGAAUCCUAUUCAUCGGAAAUGCGUGCUAGACUUUUACAAUUUGUUACCGGUUCAUCACGUGUUCCUUUACAAGGUUUUCGUGCAUUACAAGGUUCUACCGGUGCCGUAGGUCCACGACUUUUUACCAUACACUUGACCCAAGAUGUACCCACACAAAAUCUACCCAAAGCUCAUACAUGUUUUAAUCGUAUUGAUUUGCCACCCUAUGACAGUUAUCAGCUGUUGUAUGAUAAACUUACACAAGCUGUAGAAGAAACUUGUGGCUUUGCCGUAGAAUAAUUGAGAAGUUUUUGAAUAGAUUUGCAAACAUAAAGAUAAAUGUGAUGAAAGUAUAUACUUAUACAUAUAAUAAAAAAAAUUAAAAUAAAAUUAUAACUUAAUAAGAAGUAAAAUACGAACAAAAAUAAAAAAAUUUUUAAAAUAUUAAAAUAAAGAGAAAACUUGAGACCAGGAUAUUUAAAACUUAAAUAAUAGCUUAAACUUUCCUUUCAUCUGCCACCCCUACUCCUCACUCUCUCACAGCAUAAACAGCAUAUCAUUUAAUCAUCAAACAAACAUUAAUAAUCUGACCACACAUACACACACAGUUACAACUUUGUUACGCAUAAACAUAUUUUUAUUUGCUGCACAUAUAAUUUAGUUAUAGGUUUAACUAUAUAUUCUCCUAUUAUUUUCAAUCCUCCACACCUCUUUAUACAAUCUAAACCCAACCACCUCCCUCAUCCCCCCAUAAACUCAACAUUAAACUUAUUAAAUCAUAGUAAUAUUUAAAUAAAAUAUGAUAAUAUAAACAAUAUUCUUACAUCUAUUUAUAAUAAGCAACAACACAUUUAUUGUAAGAAAUAUAAACAAAAUUCCUUUCUUUUUUUUAA
Messenger RNA from Lucilia cuprina (Australian sheep blowfly), 1259 nucleotides. RefSeq names its product E3 ubiquitin-protein ligase Smurf1-like. Gene Ontology annotation, biological process: negative regulation of BMP signaling pathway; ubiquitin-dependent protein catabolic process. NCBI's taxonomy places the organism in Eukaryota, Metazoa, Arthropoda, Insecta, Diptera, Calliphoridae. Gene Ontology annotation, molecular function: ubiquitin-protein transferase activity. The record is from RefSeq and is a predicted model, not a curated record. The annotation marks the transcript as partial. The transcript has 3 exons.